GGGCUCUGAAGCCCGGUCGUGGCUCUUGUCUCCCGGGGUUUGGCUCUUCGUUUGGCUCCUGCUGACGGCUGCGCAGACAGAGCUCAGAUGACUCUGCCCAGUACCUCAAUAGUUUUGGGUCCCUGUACUCCUCAACCACAUCGUAGAGACAGGAAAUGCUGCGAGUUCUUGGGUUCUCUGUCUUUAGGAUUUUAGGUUGCUCCAGCAUUUUAUGUGAACUGGAAAAGAGUGGAUCCAUGAACUUUUAAACAUAAACUAUAUAAAUGAGUAUAAAUAUUUGAUGAGAAACUUCCUUAUCUUAUGAAGAGAAGAUGAAUAAGACAAUAACUUCAUCAACAUAUGUAAGGUGCCUAAAUGUUGGCCUGAUUAGGCAGCUGGCAGAUUUUAUUGAUCCUCAGGAAGGAUGGAAGAAGUUAGCAGUUGAUAUAAAAAAGCCUUCUGGAGAUAGUAGAUAUAACCAAUUUCAUAUAAGGAGAUUUGAAGGAUUACUUCAAACUGGAAAGAGUCCCACUAGUGAACUACUCUUUGACUGGGGAACCACAAAUUGUACAGUUGGAGACCUUGUAGAUCUUUUAAUCAGAAAUGAAUUUCUAGCCCCAGCACGUCUGUUGCUGCCAGUUAACUUUGCAGAUAAUGUUCCAGAAAAUGUUCAUAUACUUCCACAAGAAGCCGUUCAAAAGAAAUUGCUGCCUCUUUAUGAUGAAGAAAAGACAUAUGUGAAACCUGUAUUUAUUCAGAAUCAUGAACAAAUCUCUUCACCUCUGGACUCCUCAAGUCCAGACAUGAAAAGUUUAGAAGUUAGCGAUACAUGUUUUCAGAGUUUUUCAUUUUAUGAAUUAAAAAGUAUUACAAAUAACUUUAAUGAGCACCCUAUAUCAGCUGGUGGAAACAAAAUGGGAGAAGGAGGCUUUGGAGUUGUAUAUAAAGGCUGUAUCAAUAACAGAACCGUGGCAGUGAAGAAACUUACAAAUAUGGCUGAUAUGUGUACAGAAGAACUAAAACAACAGUUUGAGCAAGAAAUAAAAAUUAUGGCAGAGUGUCAACAUGAAAACCUAGUGGAACUACUUGGCUUCUCAAGUGAUAAUGACAGCUUCUGCUUGGUAUAUGUCUAUAUGCCUAAUGGUUCGUUGCUUGACAGACUAUCUUGUCUGGAUGGUACUGCACCACUUUCCUGGCAUACAAGAUGCAAUAUUGCUCAAGGUACAGCUAAUGGCAUCUGCUAUUUACAUGCAAACCAUCAUGUUCAUAGAGAUAUUAAAAGUGCAAAUAUUUUACUUGAUGAGGACUUCAUACCCAAGAUUUCUGACUUUGGACUUUCACGAACUUCUGCAAAAUUUAACCAAACAGUCAUGACUAGCAGAAUUGUGGGAACAACAGCCUAUAUGGCACCUGAAGCUUUGCGAGGGGAGAUAACACCUAAAUCUGACAUUUAUAGCUUUGGUGUGGUCUUGCUAGAAAUAAUAACUGGACUUCCAGCAGUGGAUGAGCAACGUGAACCUCAAUUAUUGCUAGAUAUCAGAGAGGAAAUCGAAGAUGAAGAAAAGCAUAUUGAAGAUUAUAUUGAUGCAAAAAUGAAGGAUGUGGAUUCCAUUUCUGUUGAAAAUAUGUAUUCUAUUGCCAAUCUUUGUCUUCAUGAAAAGAAAAACAAGAGACCAGACAUUGAGAUGGUAAAACAGCACCUCCAAGAGAUGACAUCAUCCUGAUUUCCUAAGAUUUUAUUAAGAUACCAUCUAAAUUAAUCUUGGAUAUUGACUCCCAGGUUUGUUGGUCCAGAAAAAAAACAAAACGUUAAUAUAUAAAAUUUUGGAACCUCAUCUUCUGCAUCAGAACCUGAAUCUUUGAAUUUUAACUUAUUUUAAAUUUCUCUUGCUUCAUAAUCUGGCUCAGUUAUAGUCCGACUUUGAGCCUAUGCCAACUUGCAUAGCUCUCUUCAGGAACAAUUUUAUAAUCCUAAUGUAGUUGAAGAUUUAAAGGAUAACAUUUAAGUUUUACCAUAAUGCACCAGUAGAUCAAAAGGAACCCUAAUUUUAUAGUAUUUUUUCCUUUUGCUAUAUAGGAUACAAUCAUAUUAGAUCUUUUUGCAAUAGUGAAUAUGAUUCAAGAAAUAGUUCAGUCAUUUUCUUCUGUAUUUAGCAUAUAAUGGUUAAUUUUUAAAUCUGUUGUGAUAGAAAUUAAGGUAAACUGAGGGACAAAGUUCCCAGAACAUUCCAUGUAUUGGAAAGGCUAGCAAUUGCCAAUAAAAGGGGUCUGAACACCUCAGUCAAAAGACCAUGAGGGUAGGGCUUACUAGCCUUCAUAUAGUUAUGGGAAAUACAAAAGAACAAAGAAUAUGAAGCAUAACAUUAUGGUUACAAAAUCUGAAGUAUCAUAGAUGAUGAGAAACAAUGUAAUUGGAUGGAAGUCAGGAAUGCAGGACUAACAACAACCCCUUCUUCCAUCUUGUUGCUAUGGAAAGCUCAUUGCUGGUGUCCACCUGCAUGGAUAACAGUUUAGACUUUUGUGGAAGACAGCCAGCAUUGCAGAGAGAACAGACUUCCUGGCGCCCACCUGCAUCUUGCAAGGCUUGUUAGUGAGAUAACAGAUCUCCCUUAAUUGUACAUGGGCAGAAAGGUGUGGAGAGACAAUAUAUUUUUUUGAAUUAAGGUGAUUUAUGGGACAAUUUAGCUCAGAGAGGAAAGCUGAGUUGAACUUAAUUGAGAAAAAGAAACAUGGCUUAGGCAAUUUUAUAACAUAUAAGGGAUAAUACAGAAUAGAAUCAAUUACAAAAUGGAAUCAGAAUCAUUUUGAUUUUCUCACUGUGAACUGAUUCAACCAUCCUGGAAAGCAGUUUGGAAUUAUGCUAAGUAAGUAACCCUCCCAGAGAUCUGACUGCAGAAUGUGAGAUUUCAUAUAUGCCAAAAUAAGCAUACCAGCACCUUUUAUGGUAGCAAAAAACUAAUUCCCAUUCACUGGGGGAUGACUAAACAGAUUUUAGUCUGAAAUGUAGUUGUACUGUGCAGGAAGAAACAAAUAUAAAGAAUUGAGAGGCGUGGGAAGAUAUGAGAAAUAAUGCAGUGAAAAAAAGAACCAAGAAAACAGUAGAGUGGCUACAACAAAACAAAAAUAAAGCACAAAGGCCACAAAAAUGAAUACUGUGUAAUUAUAGUGAACAAACUUGCCUCCAAAGAAAAUAUGCCUCCCUUUUUUGCAGAAGUGAGAACUCUGGGAGUAGAGCAUUGCUUGUUAUACUUGGUUGGCGUGUCAGUUUGUUUUGCCAAAAUGCUUUUUUUUAAUUUUUUUUUUGUUUCAAGAGAUAGUUCUCAGUAGAGGGGGAGGAAGAGGGUAAUAGCUGUAAAUAAAAGUGAUUUAAAAACAAAAAAUAUCAAUAAGAAUUAAUUUUUAAAGAUCAGUUGUUGACUAAAAUUAUUUAGAAGGUACUUCAGCAUAUGUGGAACAGGAGUGAUCUAGAAACAUGUUUAGAAAAGCAUGCCCAGGUUUUGGCAUACUCAUUGAGGUAUUUUAAAAUAACUGUACCUAGAGAGUAAAUAUGCAGUCAUUCAAAUUACCUUUUUAAUAUCAAGUAUUAAAGGAAAAAACAAUUUUUAGUUAAAAUGAGAAAAUGAAAAGUCACAGUCAUAAAAAUUAAUUUAGCCUAGAAGUAGGAUCAUCAGGACCCCAGCUGUUUUGAAAUAGAGAAUGGCUAUUAGAUGGUAAUGACCUUAAAAUAAAAUUCAAUAUAAUUCAUUCCCUAAAAUAAGCUUUGUCAAGUAACUUAUCUGUGGUUCUUUUGCCUUCUAUAAGUAGAAAUCAAACCACCUUGAAAUACAUAGUGGACAACUUAUUUUAUAACAUUGUAUAAUUUUGUGAAUGUUCUGAUAAUGUUUAAAUUGUGUUAUAUUUUACAUAUUAAAAAUGAGGCAAAUAAUAA
Messenger RNA from Phascolarctos cinereus (koala), 3907 nucleotides. RefSeq names its product interleukin 1 receptor associated kinase 4 (gene IRAK4). Gene Ontology annotation, molecular function: magnesium ion binding; ATP binding; protein serine/threonine kinase activity. The record is from RefSeq and is a predicted model, not a curated record. Gene Ontology annotation, biological process: protein phosphorylation; signal transduction. Lineage: Eukaryota; Metazoa; Chordata; Mammalia; Diprotodontia; Phascolarctidae.